Molecule: messenger RNA, 6207 nt
Organism: Lepus europaeus (European hare)
Lineage: Eukaryota; Metazoa; Chordata; Mammalia; Lagomorpha; Leporidae
Gene: KIF1A
Product: kinesin family member 1A
Exons: 48
Coding region: 95-5173 (1692 amino acids)
Biological process (GO): microtubule-based movement
Molecular function (GO): microtubule binding; ATP binding; microtubule motor activity
Source: RefSeq, a predicted model, not a curated record
CGCUCCCUAGCCAGUGCCCAUGCGGGGCUGCAGCCACUGACGCCAGAGAGGUGUCUCCUGCCCCUGCUGGGAGUGAUCGACCGAGGCCGCAGAGAUGGCCGGGGCCUCCGUGAAGGUGGCGGUGCGCGUGCGCCCCUUCAACUCCCGGGAGAUGAGCCGCGACUCUAAGUGCAUCAUCCAGAUGGCUGGCAGCACCACCACCAUCAUUAACCCCAAACAGCCCAAGGAGACGCCCAAGAGCUUCAGCUUCGACUACUCCUACUGGUCACACACCUCGCCCGAGGACAUCAACUACGCCUCGCAGAAGCAGGUGUACCGGGACAUAGGUGAGGAGAUGCUGCAGCACGCCUUCGAAGGCUACAACGUGUGCAUCUUCGCCUAUGGGCAGACGGGCGCCGGCAAGUCCUACACCAUGAUGGGCAAGCAGGAGAAGGACCAGCAGGGCAUCAUCCCACAGCUCUGUGAGGAUCUCUUCUCUCGGAUCAAUGACACGACCAACGACAACAUGUCCUACUCCGUGGAGGUCAGCUACAUGGAGAUCUACUGUGAGCGUGUCCGUGACCUCCUGAACCCCAAGAACAAGGGCAACCUGCGGGUGAGGGAGCACCCGCUGCUGGGGCCCUACGUGGAGGACCUCUCCAAGCUGGCUGUCACCUCCUACAAUGACAUCCAGGACCUCAUGGACUCAGGGAACAAGGCCAGGACGGUGGCCGCCACGAACAUGAACGAGACCAGCAGCCGUUCCCACGCCGUCUUCAACAUCAUCUUCACCCAGAAGCGCCACGACGCGGAGACCAACAUCACCACCGAGAAAGUGAGCAAAAUCAGUCUGGUGGACCUGGCCGGGAGCGAGCGGGCAGACUCCACGGGAGCCAAGGGCACGCGUCUCAAGGAGGGAGCCAACAUCAACAAGUCCUUGACCACUCUGGGGAAGGUCAUCUCUGCCCUGGCGGAAAUGGACUCUGGGCCCAACAAGAACAAGAAGAAGAAGAAGACGGAUUUCAUUCCAUACCGGGACUCCGUGCUGACCUGGCUCCUCCGGGAGAACCUGGGUGGGAACUCCAGGACAGCUAUGGUGGCGGCCCUGAGCCCUGCCGACAUCAACUACGACGAGACCCUCAGCACCCUGAGAUACGCCGACCGUGCCAAGCAGAUCCGCUGUAACGCAGUCAUCAACGAGGACCCCAACAACAAGCUGAUCCGGGAACUAAAGGAUGAGGUGACCCGGCUGCGCGAUCUGCUGUACGCCCAGGGGCUCGGCGACAUCACCGACACCAGCACUGUGCCCGGAGGACCCAAAUUGACCGACGCCCUGGCGGGCAUGAGCCCCUCGUGCUCGCUGUCGGCCCUGUCCAGCCGCGCGGCCUCCGUGUCCAGCCUGCACGAGCGCAUCUUGUUUGCCCCGGGCAGCGAGGAGGCCAUCGAGAGGCUGAAGGAAACAGAGAAGAUCAUCGCCGAGCUCAACGAGACCUGGGAGGAGAAGCUGCGGCGCACGGAAGCCAUCCGCAUGGAGAGGGAAGCUUUGCUGGCUGAGAUGGGCGUGGCCAUGAGGGAGGACGGCGGCACCCUGGGCGUGUUCUCUCCCAAGAAGACACCACAUCUGGUCAACCUGAACGAGGACCCUCUGAUGUCGGAGUGCCUCCUCUACUACAUCAAAGAUGGCAUCACCAGAGUGGGCAGGGAGGACGGCGAGAGGCGGCAGGACAUCGUCCUCAGCGGGCACUUCAUCAAGGAAGAGCACUGUGUGUUCCGGAGCGACUCCAGGGGCGGCAGUGAAGCCGUGGUGACCCUGGAGCCCUGCGAGGGGGCAGACACCUACGUCAACGGCAAGAAAGUGACAGAGCCCAGCAUCCUGCGGUCAGGAAACCGUAUCAUCAUGGGUAAGAGCCACGUGUUCCGCUUCAACCACCCGGAGCAGGCGCGGCAGGAGCGGGAGCGCACGCCCUGCGCCGAGACGCCCGCCGAGCCCGUGGACUGGGCCUUCGCGCAGCGCGAGCUGCUGGAGAAGCAGGGCAUCGACAUGAAGCAGGAGAUGGAGCAGAGGCUGCAGGAGCUGGAAGACCAGUACCGCCGGGAGCGGGAGGAGGCCACCUACCUGCUGGAGCAGCAGCGGCUGGACUACGAGAGCAAGCUGGAGGCCCUGCAGAAGCAGAUGGACUCCAGGUACUGCCCAGAGGUGAACGAGGAGGAGGAGGAGCCGGAGGACGAAGUUCAGUGGACAGAGCGGGAGUGUGAGCUGGCGCUGUGGGCCUUCCGGAAGUGGAAGUGGUACCAGUUCACGUCCCUGCGGGACCUGCUGUGGGGCAACGCCAUCUUCCUCAAGGAAGCCAACGCCAUCAGUGUGGAGCUGAAGAAGAAGGUCCAGUUCCAGUUUGUCCUCCUCACCGACACGCUGUACUCCCCACUGCCUCCGGACCUGCUGCCCCCGGAGGCUGCCAAGGACCGGGAGACGCGGCCCUUCCCCCGCACCAUCGUGGCCGUGGAGGUGCAGGACCAGAAGAACGGCGCCACCCACUACUGGACGCUGGAGAAGCUCAGGCAGCGCCUGGACCUGAUGCGGGAGAUGUACGACCGAGCGGCCGAGGUGCCCUCCAGCGUGGUGGAGGACUGUGACAACGUGGUGACCGGCGGAGACCCCUUCUACGACCGCUUCCCCUGGUUCCGGCUGGUGGGCAGGGCCUUCGUCUACCUGAGCAACCUGCUGUACCCCGUGCCCCUGGUGCACCGCGUGGCCAUCGUCAGCGAGAAGGGCGAGGUGAAGGGCUUCCUCCGUGUGGCCGUGCAGGCGAUCUCAGCUGACGAGGAGGCCCCUGAUUACGGCUCUGGUGUCCGCCAGUCGGGCACCGCAAAGAUCUCCUUUGACGACCAGCAUUUCGAAAAGCUCCAGUCCGAGUCCUGCCCCGUGGUGGGGAUGUCGCGCUCGGGGACCUCCCAGGAGGAGCUUCGCAUCGUGGAGGGCCAGGGCCAGGGUGCGGACACAGGGCCCUCGGCCGACGAGGUCAACAACAACACCUGCUCGGCGGUGCCCGCGGAAGGCCUGCCUGACAGCCCCGAGAAAGCCACGCUGGACGGGGCCCUGGACGCAGCCGGGGACCACCUGCGCCUGAACAGCACCUUCACCUUCCGCGUCACGGUGCUGCAGGCCUCCAGCAUCUCCGCCGAGUACGCCGACAUCUUCUGCCAGUUCAACUUCAUCCACCGCCACGAUGAGGCCUUCUCCACGGAGCCCCUGAAGAACACGGGCAGGGGCCCCCCUCUCGGCUUCUACCACGUCCAGAACAUCGCGGUGGAGGUGACCAGGUCCUUUGUGGAGUAUAUCAAGAGCCAGCCCAUCGUGUUUGAGGUCUUCGGCCACUACCAGCAGCACCCCUUCCCGCCACUGUGCAAGGACGUGCUGAGCCCCCUGAGACCCUCACGCCGCCACUUCCCCCGCGUGAUGCCGCUGUCCAAGCCAGUGCCCGCCACCAAGCUCAGCACGCUGACACGGCCCUGCCCCGGGCCCUGCCACUGCAAGUACGACCUGCUGGUCUACUUCGAGAUCUGCGAGCUGGAGGCCAACGGGGAUUACAUCCCCGCCGUGGUGGACCACCGGGGAGGCAUGCCGUGCGUGGGGACCUUCCUGCUACACCAGGGCAUCCAGAGACGGAUAACGGUGACGCUUCUGCACGAGACGGGCAGCCACAUCCGCUGGAAGGAAGUGCGGGAGCUGGUCGUGGGUCGCAUCCGGAACACUCCAGAAACCGACGAGUCUCUGAUCGACCCCAACAUCCUGUCUCUCAACAUCCUCUCCUCCGGGUACAUCCAGCCGGCUCAGGACGACCGGACCUUCUACCAGUUCGAGGCUGCGUGGGACAGCUCCAUGCACAACUCCCUGCUGCUGAACCGCGUCACCCCCUACCGCGAGAAGAUCUACAUGACGCUGUCUGCCUACAUCGAGAUGGAGAACUGCACGCAGCCCGCGGUCAUCACCAAGGACUUCUGCAUGGUGUUCUACUCCCGCGACGCCAAGCUGCCCGCCUCGCGCUCUAUCCGCAGCUUGUUCGGCAGCGGGAGCCUGCGGGCCUCCGAGAGCAACCGUGUGACAGGCGUGUAUGAGCUCAGCCUGUGCCGCGUGGCCGACGCGGGCAGCCCGGGGAUGCAGCGGCGGCGCCGGCGGGUGCUGGACACGUCUGUGGCCUACGUCCGUGGUGAGGAGAACCUGGCCGGCUGGAGGCCCCGGAGCGACAGCCUCAUCUUGGACCAUCAGUGGGAGCUGGAGAAGCUGAGCCUCCUACAGGAGGUGGAGAAGACCAGACACUACCUGUUGCUGCGGGAGAAGCUGGAGACCACCCAGCGGCCCGGCCCCGACGUGCUGUCCCCGGGCUCCAGCGAGGACUCGGGGUCCUGCGGCUCCUCGGGCGCCUCCUCCCCGCUCUCGCCCCUGGAGGCCCCCAGCGAGAGACAGCGGGAGCUGGCAGUUAAGUGCUUACGCCUCCUCACGCACACGUUCAACAGGGAGUACACCCACAGCCAUGUCUGCGUCAGCGCCAGCGAGAGCAAGCUCUCGGAGAUGUCCGUCACCCUGCUGCGAGACCCAUCCAUGUCCCCCCUGGGGGCUGCCACGCUCACCCCCUCCUCCACCUGCCCCUCCCUGGUUGAAGGGCGGUACGGUGCUGCUGACCUGAGGACCCCUGCUCCCUGCUCCCGGCCAGCCAGCCCAGAGCCCGAGCCCGGACCAGAGGCUGACGCCAGGAAGCUCCCCUCGCCCGCCCGGGCCCCGGAGGCUGACAAGGAGCCGCAGCGCCUGCUGGUCCCUGACAUCCAGGAGAUCCGAGUCAGCCCGAUCGUCUCCAAGAAGGGGUACCUGCACUUCCUGGAGCCGCACACGGCCGGCUGGGCCAAGCGGUUCGUGGUGGUCCGGCGCCCCUACGCCUACAUGUACAACAGCGACAAGGACACCGUGGAGAGGUUCCUGCUCAACCUGUCCACCGCCCAGGUGGAGUACAGUGAGGACCAGCAGGCCAUGCUCAAGACGCCCAACACAUUCGCCGUGUGCACCGAGCACCGUGGCAUCCUGCUGCAGGCCAACAGCGACAAGGACAUGCACGACUGGCUGUACGCCUUCAACCCCCUGCUGGCCGGGACCAUCCGGUCCAAGCUGUCCCGGAGGAGGUCUGCGCAGAUGAGGGUCUGAGUGGCGGCUGUCCCACGCCAUCAGGGCCGCUCCCCGCCCUCUCCCCUGUCUGUCCUGUGGUCGCCGCCUGCCCCCUCCCCACCAGCAGGGCAGGCAGGGCGGGGGCGCUGCACUCUGGUUUUUUUUAAGCAUAGACAGACAUAAUUAAUCCACCUUAGUGACGAGUCUGCCCAGAAAUCGAGUUCUAUUUAUAAGUAUUUAUUUCGGAGGCCCCAUGUAGCCGUGUAAAAGCCUUGUGUCCCCUUGCAUCCCACACCCCUCGGGGAGGCACAGAGGCAGGUGGGGGCGGGGUGAGCGCUGGGCGGGGCCAGGCCCCUGGUCGUCAGCACCCCCUGGGGCGUGUGGAGCUCCUGGUGCCAGAAGUCCCAGCCGCACACAAGAGGCAGAGCCCACCUGUCACCCGGGAACCCCAUCACCUGGGCAACACCUGUGAUGUCACUCUGGGGCAAGGCCAGCAGGUCUCCCUGGAACGGGCUGGGAGGCAGGUGGCACAGGGCCCCGGGGGAUGUGCUGGUUGGGGGCUGGAGGGAGAGGUUCAGGAUCCCCGGGUGGCCCGGUCUGGCCCUGCAGGAGUCCUGUGUUAGGCUUUAGAGCUGGGACAGGCCUGGAAUUCACGGUCCCUCCAGGGGUGCUGGGGGCCUGAGCUCCCCAGAUUCAAGGAGCAGCCUUGGCUGGCGGCCAGCAAGGGGGUCCUCCUCCUCCAGGGAGCCCCCUGCCUCUGCCCCAGGGCUAUUUCCACACACCCAGGCCCCCCGGGAUCCCAGCUGCGGAGAAAGCAGAACCAAGCCACAGAACGCCCUCCGUGCCACUGCCACUGAAGCCAGCCACCCUCAGGGCCUCGAGGGUCCACGCCAGGGCUGGGUGCUCCUGCCACCUAGCAUGGAAGAGCUAGAGGUUCUGAGACAGCCCCUCCAACCAGGCUGCCCCCACGUGGCACUGAUGCGGUUCGAGGAGUCCACAGCACUGAGGCUGUGUGGGCGCACCCACCUGCACCCGUCAGCCAGAUGAGGCCAGGGUCCAGGUGGCCUGGCUGC